AUGGCCAGUCUGCAGUUCCAUGGUGGCAUCGAUGCGAACAUUGGAUAUGCAGGGCGGGAUAAGGAUGUUGGGCGAGUAUCUCAACUCUUUGGACUACAUCUAAAGCUGCAGAUGCUGUCGGGGUUGUUGCCAAUUCCCCAAUUGUCACAAAGUCUACCCCAAUGGCUGCAGCUGGUGUUAAAACAACUAGCCCGUUUACACAGCCUGCUGGUCAUAGUCAUACCGCUGCAUUUGGGUCUGCUCUUCAGCAAAACAACACUGGACGCUCUGCCCACCGGAGAUCUUGAGGAUAUUACAGAUGCACUCACCAUGACAGUCAUAUAUUUCUUUACGGCCUACGCCUGCAUCUAUUGGUGUGUACGCUGCAGACGGCUCCUGUCAUACCUGAACUACAUCAAUCGGGAGUAUCGACAUCAUUCCCUUGCCGGCGUUAGUUUUGUCAAUUGUUAUACCACUUACCGCUGGGCAAACAACUUUACUGCCAUCUGGGUGGGAGCCUGUCUGACGGGUGUCACCUUCUGGGGGAUUACACCGCUCGUCUUGGGCCGUCAUGCACUGCCAUUGCAUUGCUGGUAUCCCUUCGAUGCGUUGGCCAAUCCCAUUUACCCGUUUGUUUAUGCAAUUCAACUUUACGGUCAGAUCAUUGUGGGCACCUCUUUUUCUUACGGCGGCUACAUGUUUGUGACUCUCAGUCUUUUGCUGCUAGCUCAGUUCGAUGUGCUUUACUGCAGUCUCAAGAAUCUGGAUGCACAUGCCAGGCUGCUAUCCGGAGAAUCCUUGCAAACAUUGGGUGCGCUACAGUGCGAGCUGCUGCUUGAUGAUGCCAACUGUGAGCUUGGCCAAUAUGCGAUGUUGGAAGAACACGCAACGGACUUACAAUGCUAUACAUUUAAACGCCUAAGGCCAUCUCCCAGUUUAAAAAGUGCCGCACAUUCUGGUCUCGUUGAAUGUGUUCGUCUGCAUCGCUUUAUUCUCAAAUUCGCCGCUGAAUUGGAGCAACUUUUUAGUCCAUAUUGUUUAUGCAAGUCACUGCAGAUCACCGUUCAGCUGUGCCUUCUGGUCUUUGUCGGUGUCUCCGGGUCACGUGAGGUGGUGCGUGUGAUCAAUCAACUGCAAUAUCUUGGCUUGACCCUCUUCGAGCUGCUCAUGUUCACUUAUUGCGGUGAGCAGCUGCGUAGGCACAGUGUGCGCGUGGGUGAUGCCUUCUUUCGCGGAUCCUGGUGGCUGCAUGCUCCGCAAAUGCGCAAGGAUGUGCUCAUCUUUCUGGCAAAUAGUCGACGCGCAGUCGAAGUCACCGCAGGCAAGUUCUAUGUCAUGGAUGUGAAUCGCCUGCGAUCGGUCAUCACCCAGGCCUUUAGUUUUCUGACACUACUGCAAAAGUUGGACGCCAAGAAGGCAGCCACGGAGUCUUAGCUUGUCUCUGACAGCUGCCAUCCAUUGUUUGCCUCGGUUAAUAUUUAUUUUGCUCAUUAAAAACAUGUCGAGUAAAAUGCAAAUAAUAUUUACA
Messenger RNA from Drosophila innubila, 1507 nucleotides. It is a transcript of the gene Or85e, whose product is annotated as putative odorant receptor 85e. Gene Ontology annotation, cellular component: plasma membrane. Gene Ontology annotation, molecular function: olfactory receptor activity; odorant binding. Bases 1 to 1413 code for a protein of 470 amino acids. Gene Ontology annotation, biological process: detection of chemical stimulus involved in sensory perception of smell; sensory perception of smell. The record is from RefSeq and is a predicted model, not a curated record. The transcript has 3 exons. NCBI's taxonomy places the organism in Eukaryota, Metazoa, Arthropoda, Insecta, Diptera, Drosophilidae.